UCUAUUUUUACUGUGCUGUUCAAUUUUUGGUACUUAUCGAUAUUUUGGGGAAUAUUGCUUUUACUAGUCACUUGUGGUCUCGUGCAAAAUCUGGAACUUACUAAUAAUUAUUGAGACUUCUUUUCACGUAAAUUAACUGAAAUAAAUUUCACGGUCAUAAAAUGGGUUUGGAUUGCGACCUCUUUCUUAAAACUGUGGAUGAACAUUUUAUAUGCUCCAUGUGCCUGGACUGUAUGGAGGAUCCUGUGCGUAUCAGUAUGUGCGAUCACAUGUUUUGUUGUUUCUGUAUCUGCCAGUGGAUGGAGCGGCACAACCAGUGCCCAUUGUGUAGAACAUAUUUCUAUUUUCAUCACUUGGUGCCAUUGUCGAAAGACGAAAUUAAAAAAUAUUCUCGGUUGGUUCUCAAAUGCCCAUUUUUUAACGAUGGAUGUAAGCAGGUUGUUGCAAUUAAACAUUUAAAGAACCAUAUGUUGCGUUGUGCUUAUAAUAAACAAGCUCCAUCUGCAUGUGCUUAUUGUGGAAAAUUCUUACAUAGACGAAGCCAUCGUUGUUGGCGACAGACAGUUUCGGAGCUAAGCAAUAGUUUUGAUGCUACACCUGCAGAUCAUAUUUAUGAAAUACCUGAAAACCAAGACGUUAGUGUUGAAGCUAUGGAGCAAAUUGAACACCAUUACCGCCUUGAGAAUGAUUUAUCAUCCCGUAAUCUUUUUCAAAAAAUGUUUAUAUACUCUGCUGCUUUUGCUAAAUUUUGCUAUAGGAGACUCUUGCAGUAUCUUCAUUUUUAGAGUCUGGUUACCAAAUAAAACAAAUCUCCUGCCUAUAGAUAUUAAAGCAUACCAUACGUACAUAUAUUUAUGUAUGUCUUUGGGCUUACAUUCACUUUAUUUAUGCAGUACUCCAAUAAACUAGAAUUUAAUAAUGUUUAUUGUUAAAUUUUGA
Messenger RNA from Teleopsis dalmanni, 939 nucleotides. Its product is annotated as E3 ubiquitin-protein ligase NRDP1-like. The record is from RefSeq and is a predicted model, not a curated record. The transcript is spliced from 2 exons. Gene Ontology annotation, biological process: protein polyubiquitination; ubiquitin-dependent protein catabolic process. Bases 162 to 785 code for a protein of 207 amino acids. Gene Ontology annotation, molecular function: ubiquitin protein ligase activity. NCBI's taxonomy places the organism in Eukaryota, Metazoa, Arthropoda, Insecta, Diptera, Diopsidae.